Thunnus maccoyii (southern bluefin tuna) is the source of this 3509-nucleotide messenger RNA. RefSeq names its product SH3 domain containing ring finger 2 (gene sh3rf2). The transcript is spliced from 12 exons. The coding region runs from base 400 to 3087 and encodes 895 amino acids. The record is from RefSeq and is a predicted model, not a curated record. Gene Ontology annotation, molecular function: ubiquitin protein ligase activity; protein binding. Gene Ontology annotation, biological process: positive regulation of proteasomal ubiquitin-dependent protein catabolic process; positive regulation of JNK cascade; protein ubiquitination. NCBI's taxonomy places the organism in Eukaryota, Metazoa, Chordata, Actinopteri, Scombriformes, Scombridae.
AAGGGCUGAUUAAGGGUUAAACUCAGUCAGACGCGACACUGAAAUCCGAUACAGUUCUUGAUGAGUUAGACUUGUUGUAAUAGAGAGCUUGUUACCACUGUGUUUUAUGACUAUCAUUUCCACAGGUAGGUUUCUUGUCCUGAUAACAUUUCGGCACGAGCCUGUCAGCGGUAGUGAAAGCUCAUGCGCUGCUGCACCGUCCCGUGCUCAACGCACUGCGUCAUGGCGACAGCGGGGAAGAAGGAGUUACGCAUUCCUUAAUCGGACUUUUGGGAAUAUUACGCCGGCAGUCAGCGGACACAUGUGUAAGUCGUUUUUAGUCCGUGUUGUUCAAACAGAUGUCGGAGUAUUUCGUCUUCUGAGGAUUUUUCCUGUUGCGGUCUUACCUGUGCAGCCAGUAUGGUGGAUUACAGCGUUCCUGAUGUACCAGAAACCCUAGUCACAAAGAGAGGUGGCCGUUUUAAAAUGGAGGAGCUCGCUCUAUUGGCCUUGCUGAAAUGUCCUCUGUGUUUGGAGCAGCUGGAUGUGUCCGCCAAGGUCCUGCCCUGCCAGCACACUUUCUGUAUGUCCUGUCUGCAGGAGCAGGAGGCAGCCAACUCCCAGCUGCUCUGCCCAGAGUGUCUCGCCCCUGUCCCAGCCAGGACAGUGGAGGAACUCCCUGCAAACAUCCUGCUAGUGCGGCUCCUGGAAGGGAUCCAGGGGUUCAAGGGGCCCGGCAGGCAGACAGCCCACGACGCAGUGGCCUUGGCCAGGGGCGUCAUGACAGUCAGGGAGGGUCAGCAGCAGCAGGAGAGCCAACAGAGAGGGCAGCAAGGGCACAAUGAGGUUGCUGUCCGAGCUUCAACACGUUACCAACAAGGAGAUUCACCGGUGCUCACGCCCUGUAAUAGUAUCACGCUGAAAUACAAAGUGGAUGAAGGCUGGCAUCACGGAAACGCCGGUGACAGUAGCGGCGCGUCUGUCACUGCUAGCACGCCGCAGGCCGUCAGCCAGAUGCCUCAGCUGCAGCCCCUCCAGCAGUCCCAACCACCGGCUCUCUGCAGAGCGCUGUACGACUUUAAUCCUGAAGAAAUGAAUCUAGAAGACAGUAAAUAUUGUCUCAGCUUCCUGAAGGGAGACAUCCUUACUGUCAUCAGACGGGUGGAUGAACACUGGAUUGAAGCCAAGCUAGGGGACAAAGUUGGAAUUUGCCCUUUGCAGUUUACUGAGCUCUAUAUUUCAUGUUGCCUCCUGCUCCUCUCUCAGCGCCAGUCAACACUUCCUGGCUUAUUGGCUGGUACUUAUCCUCCUGUCUGUCUGCCUGCCUACCUGCCUGUCCAACAAGUUGUAGGGCCAAACUCAGUGACUGUCAAACUGCUAGAGGGAAAGAGUCGGAGGGGGGGUGACUCAGCAGAAUUUCACCAUCGGACCGGGAGCGGGGGCAAAGACAAGGCCACUGACGCAUCCAACAGGACCACCCAUUACAGAGUCCCUCAAGUUCCAGCAAAGACACCCAUCAUCAAUGCUUUGCCUCUCUCCAACCAGAGGAAACAGCCCGGAGCCAGCAGCAUCAACUUUCAUCAGACGGUCAAAAGAGAGUCGACCAAAAUCAGCAGUUUCAACAGCUCCAACCGUCAGGGUCACACACACCGGCUCUCUUUGCCCUCUGCCGCCCGGGGACACGCUCACCCCUCCAGAGUGAACUAUCAGCGCAUUAGACGCCACUCUGACAACACACACAGACACCUGUUACAGAGUGAGAAGAAGAUGACCAGUGAGACUCCACCCAACAUCUCUAUGGCUCUCGUGAACCCCCAGAUGUCCUCUGCCCCUGCAGACAGCAAAAAUUCCUCCACGCAGCAGCUGUCAAUCAGUGUGUGUGCUGUCCUGUACUCCUAUAAACCACGACGCCCAGAGGAGCUGGAGCUGAGGAAAGGAGAGAUGGUGGGAGUCUACGGAAAGUUCAAAGAAGGCUGGCUGCGUGGGUUAUCUCUUAGAACGGGCAAAGUAGGCAUUCUGCCCAGCAACUACGUCACUCCUGUGCUCAGAACAUCGGCCAGACUUCUGGAGACCAAAGCAGCUAAUGCGUCCGUACAGUAUAACACAGUCUCUGGAAAGAAACCCACAGCUUCCAAGAAUCCUGCUGUGGUCCUUGCUCUUGAUCGGGUAAACGCUGAUGGAGCGAUAUACUCAACAGGACAGGUCCCAUCUGUGCCAAAUGGAGCACAGCACGCAAUGACAUCCACUGGCGCUGGAAAAUCGUCCUUCUGUGGGGGUUCACAAGGUUGGGACACCGUGAGGCGCAUCUUUAACCCACAUAGAAGCUCAAACACGUUCUCUCACUCGUCCAAUUUGAAUGUCCCGUCCAACUUUGCACAAGUUCAGGCGUCCGGCUACUCACCUGCCCUGCAGAGGAAGAAAAACAGUGGCAUCCUUCCCAACUCUGGCAGACCACUGCGCUGGAUGACUGAGUCAGCAGCGCCCUCUGCUGCUUCAGUCCUGAAGGACAAGGACUUCAUCACUUCUCAUGAGGCAGCAUUUCACCAUGUUAGACAGCCCUCUAAUGGCCCUCACUCAAUUCUGGUUAGACCUGACUCACACAAGAACAAUACAGAUAAGCCUGCAAAGUCAGUGCGGUUCCUAACAGAUGAAGACUCCCCUCCUCCAAGACUUCGGACCUCCUCCUGGUCCUCGGGAAGUCAGGUUCCCUCUAACAGCCGGCCUGGCCCCCCUCCGCUAGAAGUGUGGGCUCCAUCACUCACCCUGGGAAGAGACGGACCAGGAAUCAUUCUUAAAGAAGGAAAAGCUCCUAUUCUCAGGAAAGGCCUUGAAACAGCCAUCACGGACCUGAAUUCUAACCCCCAAAAACCAAUAUCAUCAUCCCAGCCGUCGCUCUCAGCCGUGUCAGCUCAGUUCAGCCCCAGCAGACACAGAGUGACCACAACGCAUUUAGCCCAGACAGACUCUGAACUCAGUCUGCUUCAAGGAGAGUUCGUCCUUGUCCACAGACCUCGACCCGACAGACGAGUUCUGGUUACUCAGGAGAGCAGCGGCCACACAGGCUUAUUUCACAGUAGUGUUCUUCAAGCCCUGGAGAGGCUCAGCUGACUGUGUAGUGUUACUGUAGUAGUAUAUUUCUAUUUUCCCUGUGUUCAAAACUGCCAAAUGACUUGACUGACCUGCUGAACAACAGGAUGUGUGUUAAGGUCCAAAGGUUAAUACUGCCAAAUGACAAUCCUAUGAAGAAAGUGUUUAUUUUUGUCCUGAGUGCAUGUGAGAGUGUGAUUAAAUCUCCAGAGAUUGAGUCCUUCAAUGUAUGUGCAUGUAUGUUACACAUGUACGAAUAUAAGAUUUUGCACAAAAAUCCACCUAAUGGCUGUUCCCUGUUCAAACCCAUGUUACACGCAUUGGUGAGUGCCUUUGUCAAAACCCACAAAGAAAACAAACUAUAUUUAACUAUAUUUAGAGAAAUUAUAAGGUAAAAUAUCUGUACUGCUUAUGUGGUAAUAAACUAUACUUCCAGAACAUUA